AUUUUGAUCUUCUUUUUUGUUUGACUCCCCUGUUCUUAGCUUCAAACUCUUUAUUUAUUUGUUCUAUAUGGAUUUCUAGACAUUCUUAUACGUAGAUCUCGUAAUUUCUUCAUCCGUUCAUCUCAAAAUCCAUUCAUUUUAAUGAUUGCUGAAGGGAUCCCUCCUUGAUUGAAUCAACCUUCAGUUUUUGCCAUUUGGGUAUGUUUAAUUCAAUCCCAAAUCGAUACCCAUCUCCUGGAUUGUUCAUAUCAUGCGCAAAAUUUCAUAUGGGUCCUCAAAUCCCAAGUCCUUCAAUGCAUAUCCAAGAGGAGGCGACUUCGAUUUAGAAUCAGGAGGAACCCUAAAAAGAAUUCGAAAGCCCAAAAAUCCACCAAUCUAUUUCGUAAGAAUGUUCAAAUCUAUUGGAAAUCGUAUCCAUUACUAUUACAAGCUGCAUCCUGUUAUAGUUUUGUUCAUCUGUUUAUCAAUUGGGGUAACACUUCUCAUGAUCUUGUCGAUGUAUGAAAAUCAUUAUCGGAUGACGAAUUAUUACGGGAAAUUGAAUUUAAAUUCUGAGAGAUUCCCAUUUCCAAAGCUUCGAAAUCUUGUAAUGGUUGCUGGUCACUCUGUUUAUGCAAGUAGUAGCUGUGAGAAAGUUGAGAAGGAAGAUUCGUGGGUUUUGGAAUCGUAUCAGAAGCAUCCAGGCCAAGCUGCUACGUUUGUUUCUCAUAUUAAAGAGGGGAUUGAGAUAGCAGCGAUGGAUGAUGCGGCUUUGUUGCUGUUUAGUGGUGGAGAGACUAGAAAAAAUGCUGGCCCUCGAAGUGAGGCACAGAGUUAUUGGGCUGUUGCUGAAUCAAAAUCAUGGUUUGGUAAUAAAGAGAAUGUGAGAUCAAGAGCACUCACAGAGGAGCAUGCCAGGGAUAGCUUUGAGAAUCUUCUGUUCAGCAUUUGUCGGUUUCGGGAGCUAACUGGAGAGUAUCCUCGAAACAUUACUGUGGUAAGCUACGAUUUCAAAGAGAAGAGAUUUGCAAAUCUCCAUAGAUCUGCCAUUAACUUUCCAAAAUCAAGGUUCUUCUAUGCUGGCACACCAGCUUCAAUGACUUCGAAAGACGCUGCUCUAAAGGGCGAAGCAUUGGUACGAGCUCAGUUCCAAGACGAUCCCUUCGGUUGCCAAGGUUCCCUCUACCGCAAAAAACUCGGAAGAGACCCUUUUCAUCGGUCGAUACCUUAUCCGAACGGCUGCCCUGAGAUUGCUGGCCUUUUCAGAUAUUGCAGACCAGGUCCUUAUCCUGGAUCCCUGCCGUGGACUAAGUGAGUCUUGUACUGCGGACUCAUGAGGUUAGAUCUAACAUUCUUAUUGGCAAUACACACAGCAUUCUAUUCUAAUGGAUGUCUUCACACAACAUUUUGUAGCAUAUAGUGUUUACAUAUACUGCUAUCAUUGUAAGAACCUUCCACGUCUUCCCUAUUACUAUGCAUUCUUAUUUGCUAUUUUA
This is a messenger RNA of Cucurbita maxima (winter squash), 1475 nucleotides long. RefSeq lists its product as uncharacterized. NCBI's taxonomy places the organism in Eukaryota, Viridiplantae, Streptophyta, Magnoliopsida, Cucurbitales, Cucurbitaceae. Bases 251 to 1294 code for a protein of 347 amino acids. Gene Ontology annotation, cellular component: cytoplasm. The transcript has 3 exons. The record is from RefSeq and is a predicted model, not a curated record.